Molecule: messenger RNA, 802 nt
Organism: Somion occarium
Lineage: Eukaryota; Fungi; Basidiomycota; Agaricomycetes; Polyporales; Cerrenaceae
Source: the annotation of a GenBank genome assembly
UGAUAAUAUGGCGUUGGAAACGGCCUUUGGCUUUUGGUUCUGUCCAUGGCCACAGCCCCUCUUAUUGAGAAGUAUAAAUACGGGAUCUCGUCACUGUAUUAUGCCCCAUCAACCCCCUACCUUCAACGUCUCUUAGUCUCGCAAACAUGUCUUCUGGCGAGCCGAAUCUCAUCCUUUAGUAUAGACCUGUACCUCUUCACGGUUCUUUGAAACAUGACCAGUACACAGCUUCGGGUAGUUUUAAAGGAUUGGGUAGGGUGAAAACAUGGAAGUUGUCUGACCUAGAUCCUAUCAUGAUGUGGGACUCUGGUGCCCCGGGCUACCAUAAUAACUGUCAUUUCCUGGAUUCGCAUUGGGACUCACCUGCUACAGAAGAGGCUCUAACCGAAAUCGCCAUUAUCUGCGAAAAACUUCCAUGGACUAUCGCAGUAUCCGGCCAAAAGAAAGGCCAAUCUGGUCGACACCCUGUCACGGUUAGAGAUGUUCUACUCCAACUACAGGAAAACCUUCAGCAAGUUGUCAAUAUUCACGAACACGAGGCCCUUCAGGAAAUCCGCAGUGGCUAUUAUGACUCGGUUUAUAGACGAAUUGACGUUCUAAUUGGGGAGAACAUGUUCUGCGGCUUGGAACAGACUGGUAUGGGAAGAUUUUCCCAAUCGGCAUACGGGAUCGUACCAGUCUAUGCUCUCAUCACUUGCUGUCCCUGAGCCCCCUUGUAUAAUUCAGUUCGUGCUUCGCCCGGUAUACCAUGUGUUGAACCUACGAUAUGUCAUUGAUACCCUUUGCGAAAUGGAAACCCCUG